UCGGGACCGACGUCCGAGUGCGACGAAGGACAACAGUUGAGUGGGAGAUGGCGCCCAGCUCGAAAUCAGAAAAGGACGAUGGCAAACAGAAGGCUCAAAGAAAACAUAAAGACCAUGUUGUGAAGCUUCUCACGCGUGGGAAGCUGUCAGGACAGUUUUCUCAACGCCUGUUCAGGAAGUUUCCACCUCGAGUGUGUGUCCCGUUGAAGAACAUCGUGAGUGAGGAGUUCCUCAGAGCAGGGCAUAUAUUUCUUGGCUUCACAAAAUGUGGACGCUAUGUUCUGUCAUACACCAGCGACUGUGGAGAAGAUGAUGACUUCUCUUUCUAUACCUACCACCUGUACUGGUGGGAGUUCAACUUACACAGUAGACUGAAACAGGUCCAUCAUGUCCGACUAUUUGCAGGAGAAGAAAUUUACAGUGAUCUUUACCUUACUGUUUGUGAGUGGCCGAAUGACCACUCCAAAAUUGUCAUCUUUGGCUUCAAUACACGCAGUUCAAGCUCUGUCCUGAUGAACUUGAUGAUGAGUGAUGAGAACAACAGGGACAUAUACAUCACUAUUGCCUCAAUGCCUCCUGUUAAACCUUGUUCUAACUGCUGCCCGGUUCCAUCAGCUUCCACCAUACGGACAGGUAGAGGUGAAUGUCUGGAACAUGGUUAUGUGCUCAACAGCAGGUACCAGGUGGUGUAUCCUUUCCCCACUUUCCAGCCAGCUUUCCAGCUGAAGAAGGACCAGGUCAUUCUAUUAAACACAAGCUACUCUUUGGUAGCCUGUGGUAUCUCACUCUGCCCAGGAAAGCAGGGUCAGUCAUCACAGAUCCUCUACACAAAGAGAGCAGCUCCAUCAGGUCAAUCCCCCACAUGUUCAUUCUCCAGCCCCUCAGCUUCUUCAUCUUCACUACCUCAAGGAUCACCUGAAAGCAGAUUGCCACCCAGCAGGCCUAGUCCGUUUUCCUGCUCUCCCAGUCAGUCACAAGCAGCCGUUCGAGCCCGGGAGUUUGCAGCUGACCUCUUCAGGCGAGCCCAGGCAGGAGGAGGAGCAGUGGGCCAAGGAGAGAGAAGAGCAGUGGAUGGUGGAGAAAAAGAGGCAGCACAGGUUACAGUAGACAAAGGGAUAAAUGGAGAGACACAAAGGGAUGAGCAGGAGAGACGGACUAGUUUACCACAAGCAUCAACAUCAGGCAGGAGCCACGGUGUGCUGCAGUGCUCAGAACAGGUGAUGUCUCCUGCAUCCUCUUCCUCGUCCCCUUCGUCCCCUCCAACACCAUCGUCAUCCCAGGAGAUCAGCUCUAACGAGCCCGGAUAUGUCAACUACUCAAGGCUUCACUACCGCCUGCAGCAGCCAGGAGCAACAGAGCAGAGCACAGGAAGUGCAGGAGGCUAUGAAGAUGAUAAAGUUCAGUUGCCUUUCACAGUCACUGAUCUGAGAGGACGAAACCUUGAGCUUGUCACUGGGCCGCACAGUGGACAGAGUGUGUGUGUGGAGCAGCUGACCCUGGACUUUGAGUAUCUUAUCAAUGAGGUGAUCCGGAGCGAUGCUGCCUGGGCCCCUCAGUUCUGCUCCUUCAGCGACUAUGAUGUUGUGAUUUUGGAGGUUGGUCCGGAGACUAACACGGUGAUGAUCAACAUUGGUCUGCUGUUACUGGCCUUUUCCAACUCAGAUGAGGAGCACUGCAGGCCAAACACCUACCAUUCCAACCUGCAGGUCAGCUGGGACCUCAACACAGGCAUGUGUUGCACUGUGGGUGUCGGUGACCUUACAGAGGUCAAGGGUCAGACCAGUGGGAGUGUGUGGAGUUCUUACAGGAAGUCCUGUGUGAACACAGUGAUGAAGUGGCUGGUUCCUGAGAGCAGCUCUCGCUACAUCAAUCGAAUGACCAAUGAAGCACUGCACAAAGGCUCAUCCCUUCAAGUGCUCGCAGACAGCGACCGAUGCACCUGGAUUGUAUUAUGAAGUAGGCCAUGAGUUUCAAAGAAACAGCAAGAACACGACGUGCAUAUGUGGACAAAGCUUCAACAUGAGGAGAACCACAUUCAUUUAAGUAACUGCGCUUUGGUAACAUGUAAGUAAAAGUUCAAAGUGUCAAACUGAACAUUCAAGAUGAAAUACUGUAAAGAUGGACUUUUAUAUUCUGUGUUUAAUUUAACAGGUUUCAUUUUUUAUGGUGUACUGUAUUAUUGCAACUAUCAAAAGCAAGAGCUGGACUGAACAAAAAUGUAGUUGUUUUUUUUUCUUUUUUGUUACAUAAAAACGUAUUGUGUGUAAGUGAAUGUAUGCUCCGUAAUGCACCUGUAUGGUGUUGACAAGUUCAUCCAGAGGCAGUGUGUGUACUUUGUGUAAUGUGUAUGUAAAUUUGACAGAUUCUGCUGCUUGUCAACAAUAUGUUUUCUUAUCUGGUCUCGGUCCAGAUUUAAAAGUCUGCAGUAUUUAUCAAAAUGAAAAUGAAAUGAACUCAGUACUGCAUCACUUAACAAUUUUGGGGGGGAUAAAUGUUAUGUCAUUAAAUUAGAAGGCUUUUGGGAAUCACAUGCUGGUUUAUGUUCUGUAUGUAUAACUAGCAUGGGAGUCAGAUUAUGUUCUGUUGGAAUAUUUUGAUAAAAUAAAAUGUCCAAAAAUA
This is a messenger RNA of Sphaeramia orbicularis (orbiculate cardinalfish), 2619 nucleotides long. It is a transcript of the gene dcaf15, whose product is annotated as DDB1 and CUL4 associated factor 15. The record is from RefSeq and is a predicted model, not a curated record. The transcript is spliced from 13 exons. Gene Ontology annotation, cellular component: Cul4-RING E3 ubiquitin ligase complex. Lineage: Eukaryota; Metazoa; Chordata; Actinopteri; Kurtiformes; Apogonidae. Gene Ontology annotation, biological process: protein ubiquitination. Bases 48 to 1955 code for a protein of 635 amino acids.